Molecule: messenger RNA, 5516 nt
Organism: Xyrichtys novacula (pearly razorfish)
Lineage: Eukaryota; Metazoa; Chordata; Actinopteri; Labriformes; Labridae
Source: the annotation of a GenBank genome assembly
AUGUUUCCCUUUGACUUGUUUUCAGCGACCACCUGGACUUUAGUGGCUCUGUGUUUCACCCUCUUUAUCCUGUUAGUAGAUAAUGUCGAUUACAUUUCCGUGGCCAUAACAAGGACGGUUCGUUUGUAACUUCUGUAACUGUCUUUUUAUUACUCAGGUAUGGACUAUGGCCUUUUAAGUUUUUCCAUAAAAUGGGAGUGCGUGGACCGAGGCCACUGCCUUUUAUCGGGACAAUGCACAACAUGGGAAAGGUAAGGAAAAAAAACAAAACAAAACAAAACAGAAACAACGACCAAUAAGUCAUUAUGAGGAUGACCAUUACAGUGUAGUUUGUUGAACCUCCAGGAACUAACCCAGUGAUAAAACUUGUGUUAAAAUGCCUACUUUAUGGCUUAAACUGUUCUUCCCUUGAACCUUUGGACACUUGUUGACACAGUUCAUGAAUUUUUUUGCAGGGAUUAAUUACUUUUGACCGUGAGUGCCAGAACAAAUAUGGGGAUGUGUGGGGGUGAGUUUUUACUUCAUCGUUUAAAAUACUGACAUGUGACAUGAGUGGUGGGAAAAGAGGUCUGGAUUUUUGUUCUUUUCACAAAUUAGGUCAUAAACUGAUAGACGUGGCAUGACUGACAAAAAAUCUUCCUUAUCCUGGCUUUAAAAUUAAGAUAUUCCUUAGAGGGUUUGUGGAGAUGUGGGAGUUAGAUGAAAACAUGAUAAUGUAUUUGUAUAUACUGUAUGUGUUUGGUUCCUCAGUGGCGAGUUGUCAUAUCUGGUUGUAGAAAUAAACAUGAAUUAUAAUACAAAAACCCAAACAGUUCAUUAUCAUGACAAAAUACAUAACAUGAUAAACGUUUCACUAUUUGGAAUUCAUGAUUUUCGUGGUUAAACAUGGUACUACACAAAGAAUAAAAUGGUCUGUUGGUUUUUAAUGAUGCUCAAUAACAUAUGUGUUCAAUCCAUGUUUUUUGUUUGUUUUGUUUCGUGCAGAGUGUAUGAUGGACGAACACCUGUCCUCAUGGUGGCAGAUCCUGAGAUCAUUAAAACUGUGUUGGUGAAAGAGUGCUACUCAGUGUUCACCAACCGCAGGGUAAAAGACUACACCUUUAUAAAUUUUUUUCAGUGUGUGGAUGUCAAACAAAGAGUGUCUCUAAAUUGCAGAGUUGUGCAGGAUAUUACAGUUAUUACAUAACUCUUGGUAAUCCCAUGAAUGACUCUCAGUUGAAGGUAGGGUAAAGGGAACAGCCCAUUACCUUGUCACAAGAGUAGUAAUACCUUUUACACCACCAAAUUACUGAACAGAUACUUCUAAUAUCCAGCAAAAAGUUCACCACUUCCACUUCUGUUUCUGGACCACAAAUGAAAAAAUUGACAGCUGCGUGUACUUGACACACGUUCAGAUUUGUAGUCAUAUCCUGUUGACAGUACAGGCAACUUGGAAAAAAAACAUAGACCUAAUCUUUUUACUGCUUCACAGGUGCCAUAAAAGAUCACUCAUAUUAGAGGAGUAAAACCCAUAUGUAGGUUUAGAAAAUGUAAACAGUUUGUACUGAUUAUGUUGAGAACUGGAGCCUGUGAACCUCACAAAGUUAAAAACAAGAAGCUUUCAGCCAAAUAUGUUUCACAUGAGACUAUUAAUGUAAGUCUUGAUGCAUGGACCCCUGUAAAGAGUUUUUACUAAAAAAAAAGAAGUGAAAUUUCCAGUGAUAACUCUUUAUGAGCGACAAAAGUAAACAAGGCCAUGAGUGACAAGACUGAUCAUUUGUGCUGCUUUAAAUGUCUAAAAUAGCUGCUGUAGGGUAAAUGUCAAACAGAGUGAGUUAUUGCAUGUACUGUGGCAAUUUCCAAAACAGAGAUAUACAACGGAUGAGUAGGAUUUUUAUUGAAAACUGCUUCUCACACAUGUACGGGAUAAAUGUGGCCUGAGCAGACGAGAUUACCUCUAUGUUCUGGGAAAUAGAAAUGCUGCAAAGUCUUGGGCACAAAAUAACAAGAAUUCACACUGUAGUAAACUUGGAAUUUUUUUGUUACAGGAGAACAUAAUUGGAGGACCUUUUGAUGAUGCAAUAACAACAGUUAAAGAUGAUAGGUGGAAAAGAAUAAGGAGCACGCUCUCACCAUGCUUCACCAGUGGAAGACUGAAACAGGUCAGUAUCAUAUCUGUUUCACUACCCACUUCUAUAACAUGUAAUUAGUGCUGUAUCUUUUGCUUUCAAUGACAAAAAUGAAUGUGUACAGUAUAUAAUAUCAUGCAUGUAUUCUUUUCUGAAGGUUUUUCCCAUCGUUGUUCGUUAUGCAGACCGGCUGGUGGAAAAGCUUGGAGAGAGAAAAACAGAUGAAUCGGUUGAUAUCAAACAGUAUGUUCACUACUUGUAAUCAUGUUUUUAUAAAAGAGGUGGUAUUUACUGAGUACCAUACUCAAGACCUCAAUGCAAGCGAAUCUUAGCUGCUGAUUAAAUGAAACUGCAGUCAUCACAGGCUGUCCAGUUAGAACAUGAAACAUGCUAAUCCAAGACAUCCAAGCUAACACACUCUCUGGAGAUUUAACUUAUUUAUUGUCAGCUUGAUUUCUUGGUGGCAGAUGAAGGUGAAUCUGUAAAUGUGUGUGUGUGUAUAUGCAUGUUUCUGUGUGAUUUCUACAAAAGAGAAUAAGAAAAAAUACAAAGAACAGUAAAUGAAUGAAUGAAAUAAUGUAAAAUACAAAUAUCAAGUGUACAAAAAUGUGUCUAUACAUAGAGCAGGACAAGUAAUGUUGUGCAAAUCUGUUUAAUGCAAGGUUUUCAUCAGAAAAUAAUGAACGAAAGGCAAAGAACUCGUUAAUUCUAAGGAAAAAUCAACAUAUUGCUGAUUCUGUGAUUGCCAUUAUUUCUGCCCCCACACAAACAGAGCACAGUCCCAGGAAAUGCGUGACGGUCCUUUAAUGGACGCAAACGUGUAACUGUAAAGAUUAUUCACACAAUGAUAUACAUACACAAGGAAUGAUAGUAAAUAACAAUGAGAACAACACUUUGACUAACUGAUAUAAUUUAUUUGAAAUUAUACGGUCAAUGUUGUUUGUAAUUAAGUAAAUGAACACAAUAGCAUUUAAUCUAUUUGGGCUCCUCUCCUUUUUCUCUAGGUUUAUGGCACCCUACAGUUUGGAUGUUAUCACCAGUGUGUCUUUCGGCGUUGAAGCAGAUGCCAUACACAAUCCAGAGGACCCGCUGGUUGUUCAUCUCAAAAAGAUUUUAAACUUUAGACUUUGGCCCUUCUUUUUACUGAGUAUGUUCUCAUUUACUUCUAUUAGAGACAGAGCUCAUUUGAUCCUCAUAGUAUUUUUGUGUAUUAUGUAUAUGUAUAUAUGGUUUGGUUAACAAUUCCUCUGUGUCUUUUCAGUGAUAUUUCCCUUUGGCAGUCGCUUGUGUAAGCUCCUUGAUAUUGACAUAAUGCCAAGACUCAGCGUGAACUAUUUCUACGACAUCAUCAAGAAAUUUAAAGACGAGCAUCAGUCUGAAAAAUCAGUAAGUCUCUCCUCUGACAGAGAAUUGAAGGAACUUUUUGAUGGCUUUCAGAGCCAGCCCCAAGUGGCAAUUUCAGGAGCUGCAGUUUUUGACUCGAGGCACAUUUCCUAAAUGUCAAGUUGUUCAUUGAAGUCUAGAUCUUAUUGUCUUGUUUAAAUCAGUUCAGCUUGCAAACAUAAGAAUGUUCAUAUCUCAGUGAAUGCUACCUUUUACAUUUAGAAGUGAUACACUGUUCUGUUGCAUUGUCUAGUUUAAUGUUAAUGUGUUCUGUACACAGGUCCGAGCAGACUUUCUCCAGGUGAUGGUUCAGAGCGAGAUACCAGAUUCAGAUGUGAAGGAUGAACAGGACCAACCCAGUAAAGGUAUGUUUACACCACAAUAAAAAAUGUGUGUCCCCCCCAAUUGGUAUCGGCCCAAAGAAAUCCACAUCGGUCGGGCCCUAAUUAUAAUUAUUAAUUUAGCCAGAAUGAACUCAGGUUUGUUUGGAAAAAAAUGUAAAGUAUUAGGGCGGGCUGACAACACAAGAUUCCUUGCUAUUAGUUUAGUUUAAAUCAUAGAGCACUACCCUCUAAUCUGAGACCGAACACACAAUUAAAUGUUAGCUUGGUUUUAAAAUAAGGAAACAUAUCCACAUGUAUACAGGUCAGUUCAGCCACUGUGUAAUUUAAAGAUGAAACCUGAUAUAGCUGCCCUCUGUUUAUUGUAGAUGAGGAAUAAAUACACUGAUUACAGUUUAAUCAGCUGUUGAUCUAUUUUGUAACAUUUUUCUGUGUUUUGUUUCAGGUUUGACUGAGCACGAGAUUCUCACCCAGGCCUUCUUCUUCAUUUUUGGUGGCUACGAGACCACCAGCGUCACUCUUAGUUAUAUCAUGCACAACCUGGCCACCAACCCUGAUGCCAUGCAGACCUUACUGGAAGAAAUCGAUGCCAACGUGCCAAAAGAUGUACAUUCAUUCUUGCAUUAAACUUGUUUCCAACUUUAGAAUAUGAGAACAAUGUUUGUUUGACACCUCUUUUCGCCCUCUCUGUCCAGGCCCCUGUGUCAUACGAGAAUCUGUUCAGUCUACAGUACCUGGACCAUGUUGUAAAUGAGUCAAUGCGUUUGAGUCCAACAGCACCUCGGCUGGAGAGGUUGUGCAAAAAAUCUGUCCAGGUCCACGGCCUCAACAUACCUGAAGGAACUCUUGUUGGGAUUCCUGCACACUUAUUACACAUGGACCCUCGCUAUUGGAGUUCUCCUGAGAAGUUCAGACCAGAGAGGUAAGUGUACAAAAACCUGUCGUGUUUUUCUUUUUACACAUGAACCUGUGAAGAGAGGGGACAUUCUUUCUUUUUUUUUUUUUGUUUGGGAGCCAAAGCAAAUGUUAUGAGGUAACAUCAGCACAUCAGGCCACAUAUCAGAGUCAAGAAGCCAGAGUGCUAAAUGACACAGUGCUGAAAAUAACAGGAACAUCUUUUCAGGAUGUGCAGAUGUAAGCACCGGAAGUCACUUAGUCUUGUCUGUAAUGUUAACCUCUGACUUACUUGCAAACUGAAAGAAUCACUGAAUGAAGUUUUUAGAAUUAACCACUUAAUUUAAAAAAAAUUACAAAGUUUUUUCAGGUAAUAAUUAAUACUUUUGCAAUACAAUGCAUGGCUUUCUAUCCUGAUCACCCUGAUUACUACAGUAACUAUGUCAUGUGUGUAUAUGUGUGCAGGUUCAGUGAAGAUGGGGAGGAGGUGAACCCAUAUGCAUUCAUGCCAUUUGGACUCGGUCCCCGCAACUGCAUUGGGAUGCGUUAUGCUCUCCUCACAGUGAAGAUGGUUCUUGUCCGUCUUCUGCAGAAUUACACUGUGGAAACAUGCAAAGACACUAUGGUAAGAGUUUGAAUGUGUAUGUGAGCUCAGAUUGUUCACCUUUAAUCCAACUCUUCUUUUACUAAUAUACAAACUGUACUUUUCUCCCGUUAGAUUCCUUUGGAGUUUGACUGGAAGUUCCAGCCAACAAAGCCAGUAAAACUCAGCUUAGUCCCCAGACAGUAG